AUGACCGUAUCUUCCACGGUAUGCUAUUGCAGCAGGUCGAUCCCGGACCCUCCCUGCAAAGAUUGCAUUCAAGAAGCUUCUAUCGACAUCGAGAAAAAAUAUGAACGGGAGCGCUUGACUCAGAUGACAUCCCAUGGACUGGUGUCAGAUAUUGAAAUUGAUAUCGACGAGGAGUUCAAGACCUUUGCACAUGAUCCCUGGAUCCAUUCAACAGUAGAAAGCGAAAACGACCGGGCAAAAUUGUUUCAACAAUCCCACCACAAGGUACUCAUCGUUGGUGCCGGCCAUGGCGGUCUUCUUUUUGCAGUUCGCUUGAUUCAAAGCGGUACUUUUUGUGCAGAUGACAUAGUACUUGUGGAUAAGGCCGCUGGGUUUGGUGGCACUUGGUACUGGAAUCGGUAUCCAGGGAUCAUGUGUGACACGGAGAGCUAUAUCUAUAUGCCGCUUUUGGAAGAGACAGGAUACAUGCCUGGCGAGAAAUACGCAUCUGGUGAAGAGAUAAGAACUCAUGCUGAGCGCAUCGCCCGUAAAUGGGACCUUGUUGAGCGAACCAUGUUUCGGACAGCUGUCCAAGAAAUGAAUUGGGAUGAAGGCAAAAGCGUUUGGAAUGUGUGUGCAAUGAGGUUUCACGGGGAAAACGACGAGCACAAGACAGCGGUUCAGCUUACUGCGGACUUCACCAUCAUCGCCCAAGGGGUGUUUGCCAGUCCAAGAAUACCCGCAUUCCCAAAGUCUCAGGAAUACAAUGGCAGACUUUUCCACACUGCUCGGUGGGACUAUGACUUCACUGGAGGCACACCACAGAACCCAGAAAUGGCCAAGUUGCGAGACAAGACGGUUGCCAUCGUUGGGUCUGGAGCCAGUGCGGUACAGAUAGUUCCCCAUCUCGCGAAAUACUGUAAGGAACUCGUGGUAUUUCAACGCACGCCCUCGUCAGUGGACCAUCGUGGACAACGUUCAACAGACCCGGAGUGGUGGGAAAGCGAGAUUCAGUCUGAACCCCAGGGAUGGCAACGAAGAAGGAUGGAAAAUUUCAAUGCCUUCACUUGUAAUCAGCAACCACCUCCAAAGACCAACAUGGUAGCUGAUGGGUGGACAGAAAUACCCUCUUUCAGUGUGCUUAUAGGGUCAAAGCAGGCUCUUGAUCCGGAUUAUUUCCACCACAUGCAGGAGGUGGAUCGAACCCGGCAGCAAAGGAUCAGGGGCCGUGUUCAUGAUAUCGUUCAAGCCUCGGCAUCUGCUAGUGCUCUGGCUCCGUGGUAUCCAGGGUGGUGUAAGCGACCGACUUUCCAUGAUGACUACCUGCCCUCAUUCAACAAGCCAAAUGUGAAGCUGGUUGACAUCCGAGAUCAUGGAAUUAGUCACUUUACACCCAAAGGGCUUGUGGCAGACAGCAUUGAAUAUGAACUGGACGCUGUCAUAUUCAGCACAGGGUUCACUGUCGCGGCGACCCGAGUCAGCCCGGGAUCGCGGGCGAAUAUUUCAGUUGUAGGCCGGCACGGCCUUACAAUGGAAGACAAGUGGAAGAACAACCUCGCAACUUUGCAUGGAGUAAUGACUCGGGAUUUACCUAACCUGUUCUUCCCUGGAACGUCUCAGGCCGGGGGAUGCGCCAACAUGACAUAUAGUCUGGACCAAAGCGCCACUCAUGUUGCCUACAUUCUCUCGAAAGCAAAAGAGAACGCUGGCGCACAGUGUCCUGUAAUGUCAAAAGUUAUUAUAGAGCCAACAGCAGAGGCAGAGGAGAACUGGGCCAUGCAGGUUGUCUCGCGUGCGGCGGCCCUCCGAGGGAUAGCUGGUUGCACGCCAGGAUACCUCAACGGCUAUGGUAAAAUUGGCCAGUCAGGCAAUGCAGAAGAUUUGAAAAAGAUGGUACGCAUGGCAAUUUGGGGAGAGGGCAUAGCAAGCUACGUGGAGUACAUUGAAGCAUGGAGAGAAGAGGAAAAGCUCGAUGGAGUGGAUCUGACAUACUUGGAAUAG
Penicillium nucicola is the source of this 1980-nucleotide messenger RNA. Its product is annotated as flavin-containing monooxygenase. The transcript has a single exon. Gene Ontology annotation, molecular function: oxidoreductase activity. NCBI's taxonomy places the organism in Eukaryota, Fungi, Ascomycota, Eurotiomycetes, Eurotiales, Aspergillaceae. The coding region runs from base 1 to 1980 and encodes 659 amino acids. The record is from RefSeq and is a predicted model, not a curated record.